Notechis scutatus (mainland tiger snake) is the source of this 2181-nucleotide messenger RNA. It is a transcript of the gene NAA40, whose product is annotated as N-alpha-acetyltransferase 40, NatD catalytic subunit. Lineage: Eukaryota; Metazoa; Chordata; Lepidosauria; Squamata; Elapidae. Gene Ontology annotation, molecular function: histone H4 acetyltransferase activity; histone H2A acetyltransferase activity; protein N-terminal-serine acetyltransferase activity. Gene Ontology annotation, cellular component: nucleus. The record is from RefSeq and is a predicted model, not a curated record.
UGUGACUAUAACAACUGCAGUGAUUCGCUUAACGACUGUGUCAAGAAAGGUAAAGUGGGAAGUUCACUUGGAACUGUCUCGCUUAGCAACAGAAAUUUUGGGGCUCCAUUGUCGUAAACGGAGGACUACCUGUGUCAUGGAUGAAGCCUUAAUAGAUGGGGAACUGUUCAGUUCUGUUUGUGUGUUGUGUCUUAGCAUUUCAACCCUCCUGGUUGCAGAGGAAGUCCAGUAAAGGGAAGGAGAAGAAGCAGAAACGGUUGGAGGAACGGGCAGCCAUGGAUGCUGUCUGUGCCAAGGUUGAUGCAGCAAAUAAACUGGGAGACCCCUUGGAAGCUUUUCCUGUGUUCAAGAAAUACGACAGAAAUGGCCUGAAUGUUUCCAUCGAGUGCAAACGCGUCUCCAGUUUGGAACCGGCGACUCUUGACUGGGCGUUUGAGCUGACCAAAACAAACAUGCAGACCUUGUAUGAGCAGAGCGAGUGGGGUUGGAAAGACCGGGAAAAACGGGACGAAAUGACCGAUGACCGGGCUUGGUACUUAAUCGCUUUGGAAAACGGCUCCCUUCCUGUGGCGUUCUCACACUUCCGCUUUGACGUCGAAUACGGAGAGGAGGUUCUCUAUUGCUAUGAAAUACAGCUGGAAAGCAAAGCAAGAAGGAAAGGACUUGGCAAGUUUCUAAUUCAGAUCCUGCAGCUUGUGGCAAAUAGCACACAGAUGAAGAAGGUCAUGUUAACAGUCUUCAAACAUAACCACGGAGCCAAUCAGUUCUUCAGAGAAGCUUUACAAUUUGAAAUAGACGAUACCUCACCGAGCAUGUCUGGCUGCUGUGGGGAAGACUGCUCCUACGAAAUCCUCAGCCGGAGGACCAAAUUUGGCGAGAGCCAGCAGGCUCACCUGGGCACUCCGUGUGGGGGCUGCUGCCACUGAGGUGCUCCUUCGCGCCCCUCCGAAAUAACCCAUCGCCCGCCCUCCAACGUCAGACGUGUGCCUUCCUCGUGGCUUCUCUCGACCGUCCCCCCCGGGCCUCUCCACAUUCUUGCUGCGUCCUCAAGUCAAGGAAGACAGAACUCCCGGGUCACAUCCCGGAUCCCGGGAACCGAGGUCUUCCUCCCUAUAGGAGGGUCCUUUCAAUCAAAGCCGAGCCGUACUUUGAGGCCUCUUCUUGCUUCCCUGCAGCCUUGAACUGAAGGUGGGAAUCUUGCGAGGGGGUUUGUCUUUUCCCUUCUUUUUCUUUUUCCGUGGCGUUUUUCCAAAAGGCGUUGACAAGAAUAGCGAGCCCGUUGUCUGUGGAUGAAGGAUAGACUUUGGGGGUGGCGUAUCAAGGCGACUUUUGAGAUGGUUCUGUGUUCCUUCUGGAGCUGUUUCCCACUUUGGGGUUUGAAUCAUUUGCAACCCUGGGUUGAUAGUUUUGUCGGAGAACCCACAGCAGGUUUUUAAAAAGAAUGUACUUCCUCUAAAUCCAUUACUGGGAAGAUCUUCUUUAGGCGUGUAUAUCAAAGCAACUCUGGGCUUUAUAGGAGGAGGAGGAGGAGGAGGGAUCCACACAGAUUUUUAGAACAGGAUCCUAAGUAUAACGUGCCUCUGGUUAUACUUCCCUCCUUGUGUGUUGGAGGGCAGUAUCCGGAUUACUCCACGCAGCCUGCUCUUGGUCAGUCCCCAAGUCUGACGGAGCUUAAAUAAAAUGGCAUGAUUUCUUCUGAGCCAGCUGUGCUAGAAGCCACUUGGAGCGGUUUUGUUGUCUGAAAGUUCCCAGUAGAAGCAGUUGUGCAAGAGCAAAUCAUUCUAGUUCACUAGGAGUGUGUCCUUAUUUGUUUAGGGGAUCCUCUAGUCCGUUGGUUUCGGGACUAAAAACUCUCAGCAUACACGACGAUCCCAUAAAUAUACAUUGGUUUAAUCAACACCUUGAUUUUCUUUUUAGACUUCUCCAUUGAUGGAUUUCUCUCCCCCUCCCCUCCCAAAAAAGGGGGGAAAGGUGAUCGAGCAUGUUGAGUGUGGCAUGCAAAAUACUUUACAUUUUGAAGCUGAAAUGAUACUUUUGUAUAUCUAGUGGGUGUUGCCUCUUUUUUAUUUUUAUGUUUUGCAUUUUGGGGUAGUUUUGUUUCACAGAACAAAUUUCAAAAUAACUACUCUUAUAAAACCAGCAACUUUUGCUGGAAUAAAAGGGAACAGCCUGUUUUUUUUU